Molecule: messenger RNA, 1162 nt
Organism: Manihot esculenta (cassava)
Lineage: Eukaryota; Viridiplantae; Streptophyta; Magnoliopsida; Malpighiales; Euphorbiaceae
Product: probable F-box protein At3g61730
Exons: 8
Coding region: 94-1005 (303 amino acids)
Biological process (GO): reproductive system development
Cellular component (GO): nucleus
Molecular function (GO): protein binding
Source: RefSeq, a predicted model, not a curated record
UUCGCGCGUCUAUAAAUAGCCCAAGAGAGUAGUUUAGCGUGAUGUUGCGUUCGUUGAAGUUGAUUCGAGUUUCAACUAAGCUCACAGUAAGAGAUGGGAAAGCGAUUGAGAAGAGGCAGGUCCAUUUGCAGUUGCAAAUCUCCUCGCCCAAGCUAUCACGCAAGUCCUGGCUCCUCUUUCAACUGGUUCGAAAAAGAUUUGUGGACGGAGAUAGCCAAGUUCUUGGACGGGAAAUCUCUGAUGAAGCUAGCGGUAACAAGCCGAUGGUUCCACAGCGUUAUCAUGCACGACAGCAUAUGGAGGUUUGUGUGCUUGCGUGAUCUUCAGGUCCCGGAGCCCGGCCACGUGGCUUUCAAUUGGAAUAAGCUCUAUGCUUCAGUAGUAGAUGGCAGUCACUCUUACACGUUCCGAGAGAAGGAGAAGCAUUUGGAUUGGAUGAGAAUUGGUGCAUUCCACAUCGAGUCAACAGCAGCACUUCUGAGUGAGAGACUCGACUUACCACUAGAAAUCAGACAACAGAAUGCUACAGAGAAGAUGUUCGAAUCCUGCGGGGCUUCUUUGCUAAAUAACAUCAAAACAGGAAUUUGGAUAGCAGAUCUGCAGCUUGUUCGAUGCCCUGUUUGUGAACUCGAUAAAUGUGACGGAACAAUGCAGACAUUAGAUGUAAGGCAUAUAGAGCUGUUUCAUUAUAAGGGUUUUCAGGAAGGGAGCUGGAAGUACGAGUUGAUUGGAAAUCAUAAAGUUGAAAAUCCUAUGAAGGCGGCGUCUGGAGGCAUUUUUGAUCUCCAGCACCUCAACGACCGGGCAUCAGCUGGCAUCUUUGAUCUCAAGUUGUGGACAGGAGAACCCACUGAUUUUCAACCAAAGGCUAUGAUCACAUUCCAUGCAGUUGCAAUCAACACCAACUUACAAGUCAACGACGGACUCCUUACAAAGUACUACAUGAUGAGAGCUGGACCUGAUGGAGAAGUCGUUUCAAUUAGAAUCUCUCAGCAGCUCCUGUAAUUCAGCAAGAAUCUUACAUCUUUUAACCGAUAUUUGUUCACUUUCACUAAAAGAAAUAUUAAAUCCUUUCACAAUGUUGUAAAAUGCUUUGCAAAAAAGUUGUAUUUCUAUAUAUAAAGAGCCAUCCCCUGAACUUGCACAAUUGAUAAAACAUCAC